AUGUCCAGAGCUCUCGGAUACUCCGUCCUGGCAGUCGCCGCCGCCGCCGUUGGCUACUGCGUCUACUUCGACUACGCCAGAAGAAACAACCCAGACUUCAGAAAGAAGAUCGUCAAGAACAAGAAAAGAGCAGCCAAGAAGGCCAAGCAGGAGGCCGAGGCCGACAAAAAGCAGAAACUGGAGGCUCUCAAGGAGAAACUCAACCAGUCGCUCGCAGACGAGCCGCUGCCUAAGGACGCUGCCGAAAAGGAGAAAUUCUUCAUGACCCAGGUCACCAUCGGCGAGCAAAUGAGCGCUCUCGAGGGCAAGGACAUCGAGGCUGCCAUCCACUUCUACAAAGGCCUCGCCGUCUACCCUAACCCGACCGGAAUCCUGGACAUCUACCAGAGAACCAUCCCAGAACACAUCUACGAGCUGAUCAUGAUGCUCACCGCCAUCCAGCCUCCGGCAAGCGUGAUGAACGUUCUGCAAGACAGCAUUCCGUCGCUCGACCAGGAUUAG
This is a messenger RNA of Ogataea angusta, 501 nucleotides long. RefSeq lists its product as uncharacterized. Gene Ontology annotation, cellular component: mitochondrial outer membrane translocase complex; mitochondrial outer membrane. NCBI's taxonomy places the organism in Eukaryota, Fungi, Ascomycota, Pichiomycetes, Pichiales, Pichiaceae. The record is from RefSeq and is a predicted model, not a curated record. Bases 1 to 501 code for a protein of 166 amino acids. The transcript has a single exon. Gene Ontology annotation, molecular function: transmembrane protein transporter activity. Gene Ontology annotation, biological process: tRNA import into mitochondrion; protein targeting; protein import into mitochondrial matrix.